GCUCUCUCUCCUCUCCCCUUCCUCCUGCCCUUCACGCGCCACCGAGAUGUCACUUCUCGACCUCUCGCACGAGCUGCUCGUCCACAUCCUCUCUUACCUCGAAUAUGAGCACCUCCAGGUCUCCCGCCGCCUCAACCACGCCAUGGACCGCCUCAUCCAGUCCAGCAUCCUCCUCCAGUACUCCAUGCAGCUUCAGCUAUACGGCUACGAGGACAACCCCAGCUGCCAUCUUGUCAUCUCGGACAAACUACGCCUCCUCCGCCAGCAGGAAAGCGCCUGGUCGCGUCUAGAUUUCGAAAAGGAGACCACCAUUCGCAUCCCGUUCAAUCCCUCAAGCAUAUACGACCUCACCGACGGUGUCCUCCUCCUCGGCGAGUCUGUCUCGGGGAUUCAGACCGGCGCAGAUACCGUACGUUGGACGCGACUUUCUCAACUCGUGUCUAGCGAGGACGCCCCUGCCGUCCACUUCUGGGAGAAGAUCGACGUAGGGGCGCACAUCAUCGACGUCGGGCUGUCCGUCGAGGAGCACGACCUCAUCGUCGUUGCCACAGAUCGCGAAACGGAAGAUAAUCACACCAAGUUCGAGCUGCGCCUCAUCCAAUUAUCGACCGGGCUCAAUCACCCCCUAGCUGCCAAACCGCUGAUUCCGCUCGCGGUCAUCGAGGCGACCCCCCAGUCUAUCGCAGGGAAUUGCAGCGUGUGUAUAGAGAUCGUGGGCGACCUCCUUGGCUUCUUGUUCCACUAUCCCGCAGGAUAUACGCGUCCGCCCGCGAUGUUCGAAGUGUACAACUGGAAGACCGGGCAGUGUCUCGAGCUCCGCGGCCUUGACUGUCCAUGCUAUUCAACCUUCACUUUCCUCUCGCCCGACGUGAUCGCGCUCCCGAACUGCGCGGAGAACACGAUCGAGCUCUGCCGCAUAGAAUCUACCACCAUCGACGGCGGGCCGCAACAAUUGCAGACGGCGUGCGUGCUGCAGUUACCCACUCUGAGCAGCGGGCACACGAUCGCGCAAGUGACCUGCCGCUCGGAGCCGAAGAUGACGAACACGACGCGGAACGCGCCCGCAUUCCGGUCAUCCGAGCCGUUCCACCUGAAGCCCGCGGACGCGGUGGUCAUCUUCAACAUCAUGACGCACGACAGCCAGGGCUUCCACGAGUGUCUCACGCUCAUCGUCCACACCGCCGCGCUUCUUCGCAUACUCGCCACACAGGUCGCGCAGAAUAUCCCUGACAUCGUUCCCGAAGUUCUACCAUCCCCGUUCGCCCCGCCGCCAGCCCCAGAAGAAGACACGGACGAAGCGAGCGGCCUCCCCUGGCCAGCGCUUAUAGAUGGCACCUCGCCAGAGCCAGACCCUGAACCCGCGUCGACGUGCCCGCGGAUCGCGUGGGCGCAGUGGGGUCCAAAUGUGUGCCGCUGGCUCGAAGCGUCGUUCGGCGCGAGCCGCUGGAUCACGACGACGUGCGGGCAGCGGUACGUGACGGUCGAGGAGGACCCGAUCGACGACGACCUGAUGCGGAGCACGAUCGUCGUGUACGACUUCAACCCGCACAAUGUGCGCCGGCUCGCCGCACAGCAUCGUAAACGGCGGCGCUGUUUGCGUGGGUACCCGCGCCCGUCUGAGCAGCCUGUCAUGCGUGCGCCGUUGCCCGCGCCGUUGCAUUUUCCACUGCCGGAGGUUGUCGUGCAGGAUGAGGGCACGGUUGGGCCACACUUGGGACUAGGACUAGCGGUGAUGGGAGGCGCUGGGGUGGCAGCGGGAGGCCCAGCGGGGGAGACGGACGGGCCACUCGUGGGGGUGAGCGCGGCGCGACUCGAGCACGCGUCGCUGAUCCCGUUCACGGACCCCGCGACCCGGGUCAUCGGGCAGAUCCAGUGCGAGCCGACAGAGCUCAUGGCGGGGUACGCGCUGCAGUACCGCAUCUUCGACGAGCCCGUGCGCACGGCGCUGCCGUUUGCGCAGCUGAGCUCGUUCAAGACGUAUGCGUAUGGCGCGGUGUUGCUGGACCGGAGCAUGGUCAUCGGCGUUAAGUUGAACGACGCGGAUGACAUCAAGGAGCUCGUUAUUCAUCCUAUACGAAGAGGGAAGUAGGGGUUGGGAGGUAGACGGGGAGUUGUGUGAUGCUCACUGUUUCAUGUACUCACGGACUCGGAAGCUUAAAGCUGUACUAAUGCCUUGGCCGAUUCAAUAUUCGAGCUGUUGCGAC
This is a messenger RNA of Trametes versicolor FP-101664 SS1, 2204 nucleotides long. RefSeq lists its product as uncharacterized. Lineage: Eukaryota; Fungi; Basidiomycota; Agaricomycetes; Polyporales; Polyporaceae. The record is from RefSeq and is a predicted model, not a curated record. The transcript has 4 exons. Bases 47 to 2089 code for a protein of 680 amino acids.